Messenger RNA from Oncorhynchus tshawytscha (Chinook salmon), 4249 nucleotides. RefSeq names its product calcipressin-3. The transcript has 6 exons. Bases 287 to 1093 code for a protein of 268 amino acids. The record is from RefSeq and is a predicted model, not a curated record. NCBI's taxonomy places the organism in Eukaryota, Metazoa, Chordata, Actinopteri, Salmoniformes, Salmonidae. Gene Ontology annotation, cellular component: cytoplasm; nucleus. Gene Ontology annotation, molecular function: calcium-dependent protein serine/threonine phosphatase regulator activity; nucleic acid binding. Gene Ontology annotation, biological process: calcium-mediated signaling.
GUAGGCUGCAUCAGAUAUUGUACAAUAAUCUAAUGUAAGGAAACACUGCGUCAGAGAGAUACAUCAACAACUGUAACCAACUGUUUUUCUUCAGGCGACAGUGAAUAUUGAUAAUUCCGGUUGGACUGUCUUGACCAGAAAUCAUAUUGACAUUCUGGAAUAUUUAUUUUUUGCUCAAUGAUAGUGUCUUGUCCCUGCUAGAAGCCCCAGAAAAGUUCCACCCCCCCUAGCGGCUCACCUCUCCAUCCUCUGUUCCCUGCCUCUGUGUCUUUGGACCUGGGUAGCCAUGCUGCGGGAGGGGGCCAAGGCCUGGAGCAAUGUCUCGGAGGCCUACAGCAGCGACCCUGAAGAGGAGGAGGAGGAGGACAUGGUAUGUGAGGAAGACGAGGACAGAGAGGAAGAGAUGAUGGACCUGAGUGAGCUGCCCACCGCCCUGUUCGCCUGCAGCGUUCACGAGGCCGUGUUUGAGGAGGACCGCCACCGGCUACGAAAGGGAAUGCCAUCAAUAAAUAUGAAACUGGAGAUGGUGACCAUCAUCGCCUGCGAGGUAGACACAGAGGUGUUUACGUCCGACAAGCUGCAGGAGAGGUUUGAGGCCCUGUUCAGGAUCUAUGACGAGCAGACGUCCUUCCAGAUGUUCAAGAGCUUCAGGCGAGUCCGCAUCAGUUUCAGCACUCCGGAGGCGGCCGCCCGCGCUCGCAUCGAGCUCCAUGAGACUGAGUUCAACGGCAAGCAGCUCAAGCUCUACUUUGCCCAGAUUCAGAAUUCUGGGGAGGAUAUAGACAAGUCGUACCUGGCUCCUCCUGCGCCCGUCAAACAGUUCCUCAUCUCUCCCCCUGCCUCGCCACCCGUAGGCUGGAGCCAGAGCGAAGACGCAACGCCUGUUAUCAACUAUGACCUGCUGUGCGCGGUGGCCAAGCUGGGCCCAGGGGAGAAGUAUGAACUGCAUGCGGGCACUGAGUCAACCCCCAGCGUUGUGGUGCAUGUGUGCGACAGCGAUGCAGAGGAUGACAACGACGAAGCGCGGCCCAAGCAGAAACAGCAGAUCGUCCAAACCCGGCGCCCCGACGGCCCGUCGCAAGUCCUGAACUAGGACGCCCGUUACGGACCCCACUCCUACGACCCCAACACACACACGCACCAAGCCCUGUCUUCUCUGUCUCAGGAGUCGCACAGCAAGACAACGCCCCUCAUUUCAGUUCAACCCAAAACACACAAACAGCAGACAGUUGGUGGUGUUUGUGGAGGGAGCAUGGCUAUUGGAUGGGAUGAGGCGGCCUGGCCUGUAUGGACGAUGGAGGAUGGAUGAGAUGUACACACACUCAUCACACUCAAAGGAAAGGGAGGGAGGGGUGAGGGUGCCUAACUCUUGACCCCUGACCUCGGAUCAGCCAGGGGCAGUAAUGUAACAACUUGUCCUCCUAAAGCAGGCCCCCUGUCAUAGAUUAUACACUCAGCUCUCAUCUGUAGUAGUUCUUCUGUAGUAGUACUUAUUUCCUUCCUGCUUACUGUCACUGGUUAGUUGUGUCACGCAGUGGUCUUUCGGGGACAUGCUAUACCUCUAAUGAGGUUUUGAGUUUUUAAACUUUUUUUUAUAUACAUUUGUUAUUCUGAUUGUUUGUCUGUUCUUCUUCUGCUAUUUAUGAUAUCAGCUGAUUGGUUGUUUCUGCUAACACAGAAUGAGGAUUGGUUGUCUGGUAUUCCUCUUCUUGUCUUCAUGUAUAUAUAAGAACAUACUCCUACAGAGACUCAAACCCUAAACUGUUAUAUAAAGCAAAGGAACCUAUGGAUGUCACUCUAAUUAGCAACAGGUGGCCAUGUGGUAACAUCAAAGUUGUGGUGGUGUUUGCAUUUUAUUACAUUUUUGGGGAGGGGUCUGCUUAUGUCCUUUUAAUCAGAGAGGUGUCUGUUGAAGUGUUGCUGAACUAGCUGUGCAUUCUUCUUAACAUGUGUUUGAUACCACAAACAAUUGUUUUUUUGCAUGCUUACUAACGUAGUCGGGAGCUGAGGCAUUUUAUACUGGUCAAGAUGACAGGGAAAUGGAAUGAAGCUUUUGACGACACGCAUAUCUCUUGUUUUAUAGUGUCAGGUGAGAGGGGAGAGGCUGGCUGGGUGAGUAAAAAGACAGAGUGAAUGAGACCUUUACAGUGUGAGUAAAAGCCUAAGAGUUGGGCUUUAGGAUAGGAGUAAAAGCCUAAGAGUUGAGCUUUAGGAUACAAGUAAAGCCUAAGAGUUGGGCUCUAGAGUAGAAACAAAAACUAAGAGUUGAGCUUUAGAGUUGAAGUAAAGGCUAAGAGUUGGGCUCUAGAGUAGAAACAAAAACUAAGAGUUGAGCUUUAGAGUUGAAGUAAAGCCUAAGAGUUGGGCUCUAGAGUAGAAACAAAAACUAAGAGUUGAGCUUUAGAGUUGAAGUAAAGGCUAAGACUAAUCUCCUACAGGAGUGUUGACAUUUUCAGAGGGCAUUUAUUUUUAUUCCAUCUUUCCGGUAAUGUUUUGGGGUCCUUUUAUGAUAUCAACACAGCUUUCUUCUUCUCAGACCUAUAUGGCUUGUUUUACACUGAAAAUCUCUCAAUCUCUGGAGCUAAACUAAAGGAAUGUCCUGAUUUUCCUCUGUCAGCUCUUAAAAUGUAAGACUGCUUCUUAGUUCUUGCUGUAAAUAGCUCAAUAGUCAUUAGGUGGAAAUAGUCCAUUAGGUUUUAAUGAUUGACAUUAAGCGUUGGUGAGAAAUUGAAAAAGUUUCAUUUGCCACCCAGCCUCUGGAGAUAUCAAACAAAGCCUUCAUCUCACCUUGCAGUCACAGCACAAACCUUUGGAAACUCAAGAAACUAAAGAGAAAGUUUUAAAAAAAAUGUUAUUAAAAAUUAGUUUUAUUGUCACAUGAAAUGUGUUUUACAGGGUCAGCCAUAGUAGUACAGCGCCCCUAGAUCAAAUUACUCUAAUUUGGAAUACUGCUGCAUUAACAGUUGUUACUUUGCUCACAGCAACUCCCAAAUAAAAUUAAUAAUUAAUUCAUUUACUGUGCUUUUAGUCAUUCAUUUGAAUCCUAUCCUAAAUAUCUCAGGAGUAAAUUUAAGAGUAACUUUUACCAGAAUGAUAGAUGUUUCUCCUGACCAUGCACUUUGAAUAACAACAAGCAUAAAAUGUCAACUAUAAUGUAAUGUGUCUGUUAUUGUUCUGUCUGCAUGCGAGCACUUUAUUGUCAGCAGUCUUUUUUCUUCUCACUGUAAAGGCAGUCUUUUUUCUUCUCACUGUAAAGGCAGUCUUUUCUUCUCACUGUAAAGGCAGUCUUUUUUCUUCUCACUGUAAAGGCAGUCUUUUUUCUUCUCACUGUAAAGGCAGUCUUUUUUCUUCUCACUGUAAAGGCAGUCUUUUCUUCUCACUGUAAAGGCAGUCUUUUUUCUUCUCACUGUAAAGGCAGUCUUUUUUCUUCUCACUGUUAAGGCAGUCUUUUCUUCUCACUGUAAAGGCAGUCUUUUUUCUUCUCACUGUAAAGGCAGUCUUUUUUCUUCUCACUGUAAAGGCAGUCUUUUUUCUUCUCACUGUAAAGGCAGUCUUUUUUCUUCUCACUGUAAAGGCAGUCUUUUUUCUUCUCACUGUAAAGGCAGUCUUGCUAGAGAGAAUGUUCUGUAUUUCUUUUGUUAUUUUUUUGUUAUUUUUUUAAAAAUCUUUCUGUUUUUCAAGAUGAACACCUGGGUAGCCUUCUCACUAGCAGAGCAGUGUGAGUUUAACACUCAACAUCUCUUGCUACUGGGGUUUUGAAGGCUCGGAGGCCUUUGGAUAUAUGUUCAGGAGUGUACUACUGAAUAGGUGUGGUAGGAAGAACGGGAAAAUGUGUCUUUUGAGAUGAUGGUUGGUUGCAACCACAGAACAAAUGUGUGUUUUUGUUAGUGUUUGUCCCUGGAACAUAAUUUCAAGUGCAAGCUUUGUCCUUUCAGAGGUGACUUCUAAAAACCAAGCAGCCAGCGAGUGUUGAAACACAAUGCAAUGGCACAGAAUCUUUCUAGUUGUGCUGACUGGUGAUAAUAUUGCUGAUUGAUGACUAAGAUAAUAAUUAUGUUGACGAGGCUGAUCUGAUGUUUUCUACUGACUGCUGUCUCUGAAACUGGGAGCGUUUUGGGUCACAGGCGAAACGAGAAACAUUUAUAGUGAUGUUGUUGCCGAAGCCAGUUCCAGUAUGCGGCUAAAAAAAUGUUGGCUUCUAAUUUUAUGUUGAUGUAAAGAUAAAUAAAUAAAAAGUUCUGAAAUGCUC